AUAAAGCUGCAGUGGUUUUGAAUCACGGCGCGUUUCCCGCCGCCGGGGUCAGGGGUCAGGGUUCGGGUCGGGGGGCGGAGGGAAGAGCGGACGGGCGGGAGACGCCGGCGCCAGACGCGAAGGAAAAGGAGCUGCGACCAGUCGCCCAGAGGCCGCCGAGCCAGCGACGCCUGAGCCCGUCGAGCCGCCGUCGCCGCGCCCCCAUGGCGGCCGCCAAGGACAGUCAUGAGGACCAUGAUACCUCCACAGAGAAUGCAGACGAAUCCAACCAUGACCCCCAGUUCGAGCCGAUAGUUUCUCUUCCUGAGCAAGAAAUUAAAACACUGGAGGAAGAUGAAGAGGAACUUUUUAAGAUGCGAGCAAAGCUAUUCCGGUUUGCUUCAGAGAAUGACCUCCCAGAAUGGAAGGAGCGAGGCACUGGUGACGUCAAGCUCCUGAAGCAUAAGGAAAAAGGGACCAUCCGCCUUCUCAUGAGGAGGGACAAGACUCUGAAAAUAUGCGCCAACCACUAUAUCACACCGAUGAUGGAGCUGAAGCCGAAUGCUGGCAGUGACCGCGCCUGGGUCUGGAAUACCCAUGCCGACUUUGCUGAUGAGUGCCCCAAGCCUGAGCUGCUCGCCAUCCGCUUCCUAAAUGCUGAGAAUGCACAGAAGUUCAAAACAAAGUUUGAAGAAUGCAGGAAAGAGAUUGAAGAGAAAGAGAAGAAAGGACCAGGCAAAAAUGAAAAUGCUGAAAAGGUGGCCGAGAAGCUGGAAGCCCUUUCUGUGAAGGAGGCCAGAGAUGAGGCUGAAGACAAAUCUGAGGAGAAGCAAUGAGUCACUCUCUGUCCUUUUCCUUUCUUUUUCUUUUUAAAAAAUUUCCCUGCCCUUUAAGGUUUGUUUUUAUUCUGUUUUGUUUUUACAAGGGACUUUAUAAAGAACUGAAUUCCAACCUUCAGGUUGUUUUUUUUUUUUUUUUUUUUUUUUAAUUUUUUUUUUUUAAAUUUUUUUUCUCAAGUUUUGACACCAUCGAACAUGACUUCAGAAAUCCAUUCCCCAGUCAUGAAAAUGUACUGUGCUAACUUUCUUUUCCAUAGUGGAAACACUUAUUUAUAGUCAUCAAAAAUAGUGAAUAAAAAAUGCCUUUGAAAACCUGGA
This is a messenger RNA of Peromyscus eremicus (cactus mouse), 1136 nucleotides long. RefSeq names its product RAN binding protein 1 (gene Ranbp1). Lineage: Eukaryota; Metazoa; Chordata; Mammalia; Rodentia; Cricetidae. Gene Ontology annotation, molecular function: GTPase activator activity. Gene Ontology annotation, biological process: nucleocytoplasmic transport; positive regulation of mitotic centrosome separation. The coding region runs from base 204 to 815 and encodes 203 amino acids. Gene Ontology annotation, cellular component: cytoplasm; centrosome; nuclear pore. The transcript has 6 exons. The record is from RefSeq and is a predicted model, not a curated record.